This is a messenger RNA of Amoebophrya sp. A120, 233 nucleotides long. Lineage: Eukaryota; Dinophyceae; Syndiniales; Amoebophryaceae. The record is from the annotation of a GenBank genome assembly.
GGAAGGCGUCACGCCCGAAGCGUUGCGCCUGGAAGUGUGCGCGCCGGUGCCAAAACCCGGACGCCCCGGGGACUUACCCAAGUCGCUAAGGCCGGUAGCACUAACGUCCUGUCUCGCAAAAGUGUGGGAGCGCGCGGCGCUCCGGAGGCUGCGAGCAGUGUUCCAGGCCGAGGACCUAUCCCUGUACGCACGAAACCAGUGUGGGGACACCCCGGGGAGGAGCGCGACCGACC